UAGCAGCUGGCAACCGGGUGCAAAAAGCUCUCCCCGGACCCCGGCCGAUCAAUCGAACUUUGGACGGAGCCGAUCCAGCAACCGCGCCCGCUCGUCGCGAACCACUCCAUAGGAUCCCGAAACGCUUGUGUUCGUCCCGGCGCAUUCGGCCUCGCCCGGUCCUAUUUCCACCCCCGCAAUUCUUCGACGUCAACCACCACCACCGACCACCAUCGGCGACAACCACAUCCCGCCAAGAUGUCCAGAAUUUUCUCGUCGGCCCUCCAGGCCGCUUUCAAGCCGAGCGCUUUCCUCCCCAAGACUGCCACUCGCUCAUUCUCCAUCCUCCCCUCCCUCCGUCCCACCACCUUUUCUAGUCCCAUCUUCCGCGCCCCCAACGCCAUCACCGCACCCUCGGCCUCCUCUCCCACUACCACCGCUACGGUCGGCAUCGACGGCGAAGUCCUCGACCUCCUCUCCGCCUCCUCCCUUGUUUCGAGUCAUCCGGCGCUUAGCGGGUUGGGCUCCCAGAUCCGCUGCGGCCCGCGCCCGACGAUGAGCGGCGCGACGAGGCUGGUGCAGAAGCGCAGACACGGGUUCCUGAGCAGGGUCAAGACGAAGAAUGGGCAGAAGACGUUGAAGAGGAGGCAGGCCAAGGGGAGGUUGAGGUUGAGUGCUUAGGCGUGGUUGACUUGAGCUGGGACGCAUUGAUUGAAAUGUUGGGGGGGAGGGGGAGAAAGGGACCAAGUGAGUAGAGAGGGAAGAGGGAAUGAAGGGAGGAAGUAAGGGG
Neurospora tetraspora is the source of this 769-nucleotide messenger RNA. RefSeq lists its product as uncharacterized. The transcript has 2 exons. NCBI's taxonomy places the organism in Eukaryota, Fungi, Ascomycota, Sordariomycetes, Sordariales, Sordariaceae. Gene Ontology annotation, cellular component: ribosome. The record is from RefSeq and is a predicted model, not a curated record. Gene Ontology annotation, biological process: translation. Gene Ontology annotation, molecular function: structural constituent of ribosome. Bases 238 to 660 code for a protein of 140 amino acids.